Messenger RNA from Talaromyces amestolkiae, 2349 nucleotides. RefSeq lists its product as uncharacterized. The transcript has 4 exons. Gene Ontology annotation, molecular function: protein tyrosine phosphatase activity. Gene Ontology annotation, biological process: protein dephosphorylation. Lineage: Eukaryota; Fungi; Ascomycota; Eurotiomycetes; Eurotiales; Trichocomaceae. The record is from RefSeq and is a predicted model, not a curated record. Bases 1 to 2349 code for a protein of 782 amino acids.
AUGCAGAGUUCACCAACAACCAGGCAGUCCCCCGCGUCAUCACCCUGGGCCGCAGACCGUCAUUCCCGGCAGUUGGGUGGUUUCUUCAACUCGUCAAACACACAUCCUAUACAGCACUCGGCGUUCAACGGCACCAUGCCAUCUCCGUUUCUGUUUCCGAGGGAUUCUUCCGAUGGUGGUGGCUCUGGUGGAUCAGCGCCCACCAGGAUCCAACCCAGGGCCACACACGAAGACGAAUUGGGAUAUGUUGUCACAAUCAUAUUCAUCAAUGCCCAGCCCAAGGCUACAGAAAGUAUCGCCAAAUCCAGCGCAAACGCGUAUGAUAAGUUUGGUGGCUUUCUAGAACCUCACAAUAGCAACAUGGACAUUGAUGUUCACGCUUCGCCCAUGCAAAUUUCGCCUAUGGAAAAUCAACGGGGACAACUUAACCAAAUCCCCUCUUUUGGCUUCCCGAAUACAUACUCACCUGACAUAUAUCAGCCUACUCCUGGAUCAAACGCUCGAAGCGAUGGCGACAGACGUGAACACCCUAGCUUGUCUUUUCCAGGCACCACAAGUUCCCCACUGCCAUCCUCGGGUGAAGAUCGUCGACGCGCAGAGACACUCCCGACACCUACAGAUCAGCUUCCCAUUAACUUCAUUUCGGUUGAUGACUGUCAACGGCUGCUUCAAGCAGCGCCAGAAACGACCUUGCUUCUUGACAUCAGGCCGUAUCCUCAGUUCUCGCAAGCAAACAUCAUGGAAUCCCUCAACCUUUGCAUACCCACAACACUUUUGAAGAGGCCCUCUUUCAAUACCGAAAAGCUCAAGGAUACAUUCACCAACGAAUCUGAACAAAGAAAGUUCUUGUCUUGGAGACAAAGUGAUUAUAUUAUUGUAUACGACUCAAAUACAGUGCAAUUACGGGACGCCACGUUGCUUAUGAAUGUACUUAAGAAAUUCAAAGUGGAGGGCUGGCACGGCGAAGGAAGGAUACUACGCGGAGGGUUUGCAGCUUUUGCCAGUCGCUUUCCGAAUCAGGUACGACAGCAGCGUCAGAACAACGCCAAACCAUCGGGUAUGGGUGCCCGGCCGAUGAGCCUGAAUCUUGCAUCUACUGUACCAGUAGCAGGGGGUUGCUCUCUACCGGAUGCCGGUCCAGCCGAACCAUUCUUUAGUAAUAUUCGACAGAACAUGGAUUUAGUCGGCGGUGUUGGUCAGAUGCCCGUCAAACUUCCUAACGCAUUAACGCCCGAACAUACCAAAAAUCUCCCGCAAUGGCUUCGCAAAGCAUCAUCUCAUGAAGACAAAGGGCACGAUGUAUCGCAGAAAUUCUUAAACAUUGAACAACGCGAGUUGCGUCGCAUGCGAGAGGCCCUCAAUUCUCAUGUCAACUACGAUGAACAAUCCUCAACAAAGUUCCGGGUUGCCGGAAUUGAAAAAGGAUCAAAGAACAGGUAUAACGACAUAUAUCCGUUUGACCACUCUCGAGUUCGACUUCAAGAUGUCCCUUCUGGCGCAUGUGAUUACAUAAAUGCCAAUCACGUUGGAGCGAAGUUUACAAACAAGACGUAUAUUGCUACCCAGGCACCUAUACCAGACACAUUCGUCGACUUCUGGCGUGUUAUUUGGGAACACGAUGUCCGCGUGAUUGUAGCCCUUACCGCCGAGAUGGAGCGAGGACAAAUCAAGUGCCACCCGUAUUGGAACACCAACAGUUACGGCCCUUUCAAGGUCAAAUCUCUUGGAGAGCGACGCGUAUACGUGGAUCUGCCACAAGAUCCGGAAACACCACAGCGUCCAUCGGCAUCUGAGAAGAAGCCUUCUUCAGAGGGACUCUUUACUUCAGGUGACGAGCGACCAUAUAUUCUCGUACGGCACUUCACCCUCUCACAUUCCGACUAUCCUUUCAAGCCGAUCCGAGAAAUCACCCAACUACAAUACUCUUACUGGCCCGAUUUUGGAACCACAUCGCAACCGAAUCAUCUAUUGCAACUUGUCGAGCAAUGCAACAAAAUCACCAGGAGGAGCAGUUCAAUAAAUUUCAGCGCUGAAGACGCCGAGCCACCAGGUCUUCGGCCUAUUGUGGUGCAUUGCAGCGCUGGCUGCGGUCGAACAGGCACCUUUUGCACCGUCGACAGUGUGUUGGACAUGCUCAAACAGCAGCGCACGAAGCGAGCUACGAAUGACGACAGUAGAAAGAAGAAUAACGACGACAACGAGAAAUGGAUUUAUGACGACUCGACGGAUCUGGUUGCUAAGACAGUUGAGGAUUUCCGAACUCAACGUCCCAGUAUGGUGCAGAAUCUGAGUCAGUUUGUACUUUGUUAUGAAACGAUUUUGGAAUGGGCUGCGUUGCAUGAUUCAUAG